Molecule: messenger RNA, 789 nt
Organism: Aspergillus aculeatus ATCC 16872
Lineage: Eukaryota; Fungi; Ascomycota; Eurotiomycetes; Eurotiales; Aspergillaceae
Exons: 1
Coding region: 1-789 (262 amino acids)
Source: RefSeq, a predicted model, not a curated record
AUGGACUCGAUGAGAUCUUUGAACACUUCGUUGCCGAAAUCGACACCCCGCCCGCAGCCCCCUGAGCAGCUUCUUCAAUCGUUCAAGGCGGCUGCCCUCUCGGUCACCAACCUUUACAAGAAUGCCGUUUACGAACAAGCUCAGGCCAAGCAAGCAGGCUAUCAAGAAGCAAUUGAGGACCUAUUGCACUUUCUAGAUCGGGAAAACCUCGGGUUGGGUGAUGGAGAGGGCUGGAAGGUUCGACAGUGGGCCACAGAACGGAGCGACGGCAUCGGUGCCCAUAGCGACGACGACGAGGUUGAGAAACAAACCAGAGGCACAACUUCUGCUGCAACUCGCAAGGCACAGCCCGAAUCUGAAUCGACUCGACAAGCAUCCAAGUCAGCAUCUCCAUCGGUCGACGAGCCGAGCGCCCCGCCACCCCAGGCUUCAUCACCCCCGUCCUCCCCUCCGUCGUCCGAACCUAGUACCUUCGACAGACCUACAAUCUUUACUUUCACUGCCGGACCAGCCUUCCCACCAGAGCAAGAUAUGGAUAUGCAAGCUUCGGAUAGUUCAACACCCUUGUCUCAAGACGGCGCGCCCGUCAGCGUCUCAGUACUGCCUCGAAAUGCCCGGCAGCAAACCCGUCAUAACAACUUUUCACGACCCAACCCUCGAUCAUCCACUCGCGAGUCCUCCGUCGGACUUGGCUCGAAACGCAAGCUCGCAGUGCCGGAUUUCUUCGACUUGUCCGGCCUCGGGAAUCGAGACUUGUUUGGCGGCGGCAAGCGAGGCCGCUUCACCUGA